AUUAAAUAACAACAAAACUAUUUUUUGUUGUUAUUAAAUAUCUUUUUGUUCAAAUAUUAUUAUUAUUGUCAUUAUUUAUUGUUCCCUGACAUAAAUAUUCCUAAGUAAACAUUAAAACAUUACCUAAUCAAUGAUUAAAGUGGAUUAAACAUAGUGUUUAAUAGGUUAUAAAUUAAAUUGACAGCUGUCAUCUGUCAAUUUCUUCUUUUUUAGGUCAAAUUAAUACGAUUUAGGGAUUUCUAGGGGAAAUUGAAGCUCCCGUCUAGGGAUAUCCUGAAAUUUCAUCUGGCAACCCUGACACUGGUCCAUAGAAGAGUGCACUGGUCCACUGGUCUACUGGUCUGUGUUUGUGUUUGGCGUUUGGUUUUAAUUACUUUGUUAAAUUAUUUUUGAUAAACACAUUCAAAGUUUAAACAAUAAAUAAUGGAAGUAAAACAAGAAGUUAGUGAUGAGACGUGUCAAGCAGAAAUGUAUUAUAAUGCUGUUGAUGAGGGUCCUUUCGAUAUUUGUAAAAUUGAAAUUAAGAAUGAACCCCUAGCAGAAAGUAUACCUGAUACAUUUGAUUAUGUGACCUCAAAGGAAAUUCCCAUAAAAACUGAAAUAAAACAAGACGAACAUAAACUUAAGUCAUUUAAAGAAAGACAAACAAAUCCAGGAGAUUCUGUCCAAGACAACAAGAUGGAAAUUAAGAAGGCAACAACUGAACAUUCACCUCACACAGGAAAUUGUAUGAAUCCACAUGCUGAAGGAAAAACCUCAACGAAAAAUAUGAAAGUGGUAACUGGGAAAAGAUCGUACCAAUGUGAAAUUUGUUUUAAGCAGUUUAGUUCUGGAAGUAAAUUGAAAAGACAUUUGAGAGUGCACACUGGGGAAAAACCUUAUAAGUGUGAAAUUUGUUUUAUGAAGUUUAGUGUAAAAACUAAUUUGAAAACACAUUUGAGUGUGCACACUGGGAAAAAAUCUUAUAAGUGUGAAAUUUGUUUUAAGCAAUUUCCUCAUCCAUUUUCUUUGAAAACACAUAUGAGAGUGCACACUGGAGAACAACCUUACAAGUGUGAGAUUUGUUUGAAGCAGUUUUCUCUGAACGGUAAUUUGGCAAAACAUUUGGUGGUGCACACUGAAGAAAAACCUUAUAAGUGUGAAAUUUGUUUUAAACAAUUUAAUCGGACAAGUGAUUUGAAAAAGCAUUUGAGACUGCACACUGGAGAAAAACCAUACACGUGUGAAAUUUGUUUUAAGCAAUUUAGUAGAACAGAUACGUUGAGAAAUCAUUUGAGAGUGCACACUGGAAAUGGAGAAAAAGUAGAAAAACUUCACAAGUGUGAAAUUUGUGGUAAGCAAUUUAAUCAAGCAGGUAAUUUGAAGGCACAUGGGAGAGUGCACACUGGAAAAAAACCUUAUAAGUGUGAAAUUUGUUUUAAACAAUUUAGUCAGGCAAGUGUUUUGAAAAGGCAUUUGAGAGUGCACACUGGAGAGAAACCAUACAAGUGUGAAAUUUGUUUUAAGCAAUUUGCUACUGCAAGUCAUUUAAAGUCACAUUUGAGGGUGCACACUGGAAAUGGAGAACAAGUAGAAAAAUCUUACAAGUGUGAAAUUUGUUUUAUGAAGUUUAGUGUAAAAAGUAAUUUGAAAACACAUUUGAGAGUGCACACAGGGGAAAAACCUUAUAAGUGUGAAAUUUGUUUUAAGCAAUUUAAUCAAACAAGUCAUUUGAAAACACAUUUGAAAGUGCACACUGGGGAAAAACCUUAUAAGUGUGAAAUUUGUUUUAAACAAUUUAGUGAAGCAGGUACUUUGAGAAAUCAUUUGAGAAUACACACGGGGGAAAAACCUUAUAAGUGUGAAAUUUGUUUUAAACAAUUUAUUCAAGCACAGAAUUUGAAAAAACAUUUGAGAGUGCAUACUGGAGAAAAAUCUUCGGUUCGCUAAACUCAGACACAACUGGCUAGUGGUUUUAGUGGAUAUUUUUUUGUAUUUAGUAAUUAUUUAUAGACUAUAUAGUCUUUUUACUACAAAAGCACGCUUACGUAGGUCAAAAUUUCUGACGUAAGAGCACUGCCAAGACAUUAGAAUGCGACUUUUCAUCAUGGCCACGUUUAUGUCAUUACUUGUCAGCAGUGCUGUUUUUGUAACAAUAAAGGUUCCGGUACGCAAUGUUUCGGGGGGUCUGGGGAGGGUUCAUAAAGGGGGUCUGCCCCCGGGAAAACUUUUUAAAUUUAGCCUUAAUAAGGGCGUUUUAAAGCUAUUUGGGAGCAAGGAAGAAAUUCAGGAAUUUGUUUAUAAUUUAAUUGUGUUUUUAUUUUUUGUCCCAAAAGGUGCCGGUACGGCGCGUACCGUCACAAAAACAGCACUGCUUGUCAGAUAUUUUUCUUUGUUUUUGUUUACUGUACAAAUAUAUAUAAUUAUUUAAUAUUAAUAUUAAUAUAUUAUGUUAGUUAGUUUUUAUUACUUGCCGAAAUAUAUUAACAAUAUUUCAUAGUGUAGGUAUAAUCAAUAAAAUAGACCAUUUAAUAUUUUAAACCUACCUACUGCAAACUCUAAAAUUCAUAAAAAAACUUUCUAAUCUUUAAAUCUAAUAAUAAUCUUAUUUCUAAUAAACGUAAUCUAAAAAAUCUAAAUUCUUUAACUUACAUUUGAGUCCAUGAUUCUUUACCCGUGCGUCAUCAGGGCUGUUCCAACCAACAGUCAAACCAGUGAGAAAUCGACAGCAAACAGUUGGUCAGUGAGAGAACAUAACACACAAGGAUCUACAGAUCGGGCGAGUCUCGUAAAUUGCACGGCUUCGAGCCACGCUUCACGCAACCGUAUUUGCGUACUUGUGUUUUGGGUUGCGUGGUCGUGCUCUGGUCGAGUGGAGUUAUAAUUUACCAAAUUAAAAUAUAAUAGUUUCUACUGAUUCAUAAUAUGUAUACUAUAAUAUAAUGUAUUAAAGUUUUUAAAUAUUGCUAAUAUUAUUAAAGUUUUUAACAUUGUAUUUUUAUAUACUUUGUUUUAUUAAUAAUAAUAUUACCUAAGUAUUGCACCUUGUUCACAAAAAGUUCAAGAUAAAUACCGCGGUUUUUUCAUAUGAAAAUGCAAAGCAAAAUAUACAAUUUGCAGAGUAUGUAAAUGCUUGUUUUUUGAUAAAAUAAUACAAAUUGUAUGUAGGUAGGUAGAGUAGCAAAGCGUUGAGUAGUUAUAGCAAAAGUAGCUACGCCAUCUGAGACACGAUAAGGAUGAAAUUAGUUUUAUAUUUUCUUUUCUCAUGGAGCAUGCAUGAUGGAGAGUUUUUUAAAAUACGUAACAAAGCAUGUUGUUUUGUUAUCUAUGUUGCAAAUACAGUACAACCUGCCAUAUCCAGACCUCGCCAUAUCCGGACGGUUCUGCGCCGUCCGGAUCUACCGAAAUCUACCGAGGAAGGCAGUCCUGCUGUUGGACAACGCACUAAAAGAAGAACUAAAAGAUUGGGAAAUAAUGUAUUAUAGAAUCUAUAAAACGUGUCUAUCGAUGAAAGUUAUUGACAGCAUUGAUUAUUGAUUACUGGAAUGUAUGAAUGAGAAAACGUUUCAGAGACUGUAAAAGAAGAAGUGGUCUUGAUAUCCGGAUCGGUCUGUCGCCACAUUGAUCCGGAUACGGCAGGUUUUACUGUAUGUUGUUUUUUUUCAAAUUACAAAAUAUGUUGUUUUCUCAUUCUCAAAUUUAGAUUUCUCAUCCCAAAAAACCCCGGCUUACCAAAUUUCAAUAUUCAAGAUAAUAAAUAAAAUAAAAGUUUAAUUUUGACAAACUGUAUUUCGGUUAUUAUCAACUUUAGUACUAAGGUAGAUUAGCUUAAAUCGACCUAUUUUAAGCUCAGAAAUCUACGGUUAAGCUAUGGCCCAUUCUUUACCAAACACCAUGUAUGUUAUUACCUGGAUGUUUUCUUUUUACAUGUGCCGUCAAGUUAGAAGAGUUUCGAAAAGUUUAUGUUACACUUAGUACAACGAUUCAUUUUCUACUUACAACAAAAAGAACACUUUGAAAAUAAAACAAAAGUUUAAAUUAUAAACACAACACUAAAUAAAUAAUUUCUCUCAACGGUCAAAGUCAAAAACCACACUUAAAAGUUUUAGAAAUUUACACCACAUAAUCAAGUUACUCAAAUUUUCAAACACCUCACCUGACACAGUGUCUCAAGUACGAUUGCGCGAAGCUGUGCAAUUUACGAGACGCGCUCGACCUGUAGAUCCAAGUACAUAACACAUUCAUCAGUGCUAUCCCCUCUACUCGCGCUGGUCGACUAUUCUCUGAUAGUUUAUGACGGGUUUGGCCGCUAGUUGGAACAAAUCAUAAGCGUACGAAAUAAGUCGGAAAUCUAUUCCACGCAACAGCAAAUGACAGAAAGUGGGUACUGCUCCGAUCACGGAUUAAAUUUAAAAAUUUGACGUUGUCAAAUAAAUAGAACUUAAAAUUUUGGUGCAGAAUUACAGCUACAUUUGAAGUAGGUAACUUAGUAAAUUCUUUUAAUAUCAUUAGUCAUCAUCAUCAUUUGGCUCUACAACUCUAUGUGAGUCUUGGCCGCGUUUACUAUUUCCCUCCAUUUUUGUCGGUCCUGAGCAGAUAUUUCCCAUUGCUGUACCUACUCCCAUUUUGCGUAGAUCACUGGCUACUGCGUCUUUCCAUCUUUCUUGGGCGACCAACUGACCUUUUGCCAUCGGGCCUUUCCCAGAAUGUGGCGUUCAGAAAUUUUUUGUCACUCUAUCUUAACACGUGACCCGCCCAUCUUAUUCGGUUUGCUUUAAUGUAGCGUACUAUGUUUUCAUCUCCAUAUAUUGUCUGGAGUUCUCCAUUGUGUCUUCUUCUCCAUUCUCCUAUUGUAUCUUCUCUGCAAGGCCCAUAGGUAGUCCGCAGUAUCUUUCUUUCAGGUACCAACAAUUUUGUCGUUUAUAUCAUCAUCAUUAUCAUUAUAUCAUCAUUAGUGAUAUUAAAUAUUUGUUAUAAUUUUUAUAAUAUAAAUAUUUGAAAAUAAAAUAUUUUCUUUUUGUUAUUCAUUUCAAUUUUACGCAAACUUAAACAAAACCAUUCUUUAACUGUCAAUGAGGUUAACUUUGUAUGUAAAUUAAUUGCAAAAUAAAAUACACUUUCCAUACAAUUUCAAACUCCAGUAUAAAAUUGGUUGUAAAAAUAACUGUUUGUUUAAUAAUAUAAAUAACUUCUAAAUGCAAAAACAGGACAAUAAAACAACAAAAAGUAUGUAUAUAAACAUAUAUGUACCUACUUGAAAUCUGAAAAGCGUCAUUUUUGUACCUAUCUCUUUUCGACGUACUGAGUCUAGCGCGUUUAUAAAAAUAACAUGUGUCUUUACUUUAAUAACAGGCGGUAUCUGGUUUGUCUUUAGUUUCAUACGUGGAAGACAAUGAUGCUAGAUAAAAAGUAUGUGUUUUAUCUCACCAGGUAUUAAUGACGCACGGGUAAAGAACCCUGGACUCGAGUGUAGAGUCCUUUUCAUGAGCAUUUUUCAGUGCGUCACAAAUGAUAGAAAAAAAGGUAAGUCCGUGAUAUACAUUUAUGACAUUUAUUCUAACAUGACAUUUUAGUUAAAUCUGACAGUUGUCAAAUUUUAUUUGCAAUUUGGCAUAAAAACAAAUCAAUUGUGUUUAUUGCAUUUAUAAAAUCGUAUUUUCUUUGAUUUGUAUAGUCUUAUAAAUUGUACAGAUUAUAUUCGUAGAUAUAUUAUAUAAUUCGUAAAUAAUUUUUUCUUCGAUCCUAGCGCCAUCUAUUGACAACUAGAAUAAAUGUUGUAUAUAAAUGUCUGUAAUCACAGAUGUGCCUUUUUUCUGUCCCAUACAAUUUAAUGCGGUAGAAAGAAAUCGCACUGAAAAAUGCUCAUGAAAAGGAUUCUACAUACGUCUCUGCAGCUAAUGGUACAAGGGGACCCCAUUAUUUCGUUCUUGUUCAAAGUAAUCUAUUAAAGAAACAUUUUGAUUUGGUAUGUUUCUAACACAAUUACAAACACAACAAUAAUUACAAUAGUUUUUUAAAUUAAGCUAUAUUUAAUAAAAAUAGUUAUAAAAAUAGUAGUUUUUUAUAGCUACACUGUGAAUAAAAUUGUGUACGAAAUGAAGUAAAAAAUGUAGCAACACUGAACUGUCGUAUCAGUAGCGUACGAUUGUCUAAUAUAUUUAAAUAACAUUAUUAUUUCUGGAGUAGUUACCUUAAACGAUUGAUUCAUAAAAUUUAUAUUAUUAAUAAAAAAUGUUGGUUUGGUUAUACAUAUAAUUAUAAUAUAUUUCUAAAAUUCUGUAUGUAAUCGCGAUUACGAUUAUUCUUAUUAUAAUGCCAUGUUGACACUUAUGCAAGAUCGGACAGUUCCGCGUGGGUGUCUGUGCUAGAGAAAUGUCAAUUUUAAGUUGAUGUUUAUUUUCGUUAAUUAACAUUACAAAUAUUUCGGCGUAUUUAAUAUAUUUCGGCAAAUAAUAAAGGCCAAUUGACAUCAUUAAUUAAAAUAAAUAAUUAUAGAUAUUAUUUGUACAGUAAACAAAAACAAAGAAAAAUAUCUGACAAGUAAUGACAUAAACGUGGCCAUGCUGAAAAGUAACAUUCUAAUGCAGUGCUCUGACGUCAGAAAUUUUGACCUACGUAAGCGUUUUCUUGUAUACUACAUUCGCUCUCGCGAGAUUUUUUUUGACACAUUCGGAAUAGGAAACCUACAACACAAAAAUUCCUACCUCACACUAUUAACUGCUAAAAUCAACUUAAUCUUUCAUUAAAAAAAAGAAGAAUUAUUAGAAAUAGUGGGAGUGUCUACUAAUCUUAUAAAAUUUUGUGAAGUUUGUUUCUAUAAAAUAUUUUUAUUUUGUACAAUAAAUAAUUUUCUCAUUUGUUAUCAAUACAUUAUAAUGGUUUAAAUAAAUAAUUAUUGAUUGGCGUAAGGUUUAUGUUAUUUUUAUGUCUGUUUACUAUUAAUAAUAUUGGAUAUGAGCAGGUGCGUUGGUUUUGUAGUAAUUUCCAGUCACUACUGACAACUGAACUUUUCAAAAAAGAAAUUACUAAUGUCAGUGUUAAAAAAAAUCUCGCGAGAGCGAAUGUAGUAUAGUAAAAAGACUACUUGAAAUUUGUUUUAAGCAGUUUUCUCAGGCAGGUUCUUUGAAAACACAUUUGAAAGUGAACACUGGAAAGAACCAUUAGAAGUGUGAAAUUUAUAUUUCAGUAAUUUUUUCGAAAAAAGGGGUGACCUGGAAACUUUUCCGGGAGUUUUGAAAAUUGGUGAUUUGAUGGAUUUCGGUAUACUCCCGUUGAAUUUCAACUUUGCCACUUCGUAUAUCCGCCGCUUGCUCCGCCAUAUUGACAAAAUGGCGCCAAUAACAGUUUUUGGCGAAUAUCUCCUUUUUCGAAAAGGAGAAAGGCGACGCAUUUUACGAAAAAACAUUUAUGUACAAAACCUAGUUGAGAGAAACCUAGUAUUUGAGAGUGCACACUGGAGAGAAACCAUACAAGUGUGAAAUUUGUUUUAAGCAAUUUGCUACUGCAAGUCAUUUAAAAUCACAUUUGAGGGUGCGCACUGGAAAUGGAGAAAAAGUAGAAAAACCUCACAAGUGUGAAAUUUGCGAUAAGCAAUUUAUUCAAGCAGGUGAUUUGAAGACACAUGUGAGAAUACACACUGGAGAAAAACCAUACAAGUGUGAAAUUUGUUUUAUGAAGUUUAGUGUAAAAAGUAGAUUGAAAACACAUUUGAGAGUGCACACUGGGGAAAAACCUUUUAAGUGUGAAAUUUGUUUUAAACAAUUUAGUGAAGCAGGUACUUUGAAAAAUCAUUUGAGAAUACACACUGGGGAAAAACCUUAUAAGUGUGAAAUUUGUUUUAAGCAAUUUAGUGAAGCAACUAAUUUAAAAAAACAUUUGAGAGUGCACACUGGGGAGAAAUCUUAUAAGUGUGAAAUUUGUUUUAAGCAAUUUUCUCAUGCAUGUACUUUGAGAAAUCAUUUGAGAAUACACACAGGGGAAAAACCUUAUAAGUGUGAAAUUUGUUUAAACAAUUUGUUCAAGCAAAGAAUUUGAAAAAACAUUUGAGAGUGCAUACUUCAGAAAAAUCUUAAGUAUAGUCGGUUCGCUAAACUCAGACACAACUGGCUAGUGGUUUUAGUGGAUAUUUUUUUUUUGUAUUUAAUAAUUAUUAACUACUUAGUAAUAUUUUUUUGCCAGUUUUACCAAAUUGGCAAAAUUACUUACUAAAAUCACUCGCCAGUUGUGUCUGAGUUUAUCGAACCGACUAUAUAGUUUUUUUACUACAAAAGCACGCUUACAUAGGUCAAAAUUUCUGACGUCAGAGCACUGCCAAGACAUUAGAACGUGACUUUUCAUCAUGGCCACGUUUAUGUCAUUACUUGUCAGAUAUUCUUUGUUUUUGUUUAAGGCAAGCGUCCACAGGUCCGCAUCGUACGCAUCGGAUUAAUUUUUCAUACUGCGUCCACUGUAUCGGCAGCGAUCGGAUUGCCGAUGCCACUACCUGCUAGGGUAGAAAAACUACUAAGGUAGACUUUAACAUUGGUUGUUUAUUUAUUUAUUGGUUGUUUAUUUAAUUUAAUAAUUAAUUUAUGCAUCAUUUAUUAGUAUGAUAUUUUAAUGUAUCUGUUUAGUAAUAAAAAAUCUAUAAAAACGUAAAAUGUAUAGUUCUUCUUUAAAUAUCUACAAAACGAAACAUGCUAGGUACAUACAACCUGAUAUUAAAAGAAAGCCUGUAAUAUUUACUACAAAAUGCAAUACUAAUAUACAAUAUACAGGGUGUACCACUUAAAAAUGAAAAAAAAAUGUAUUUGCAAAUAGUGAUCACAUUGUAUUUUAUAUUGAUAUACUAUAUACCUAUGUCAAAGAUAUUAAAUUAUUUAAAAAUGACACUAUACUGAUAAAACUCUCAUAUGCCAUUUUAAAUAUUUCGAAAAUUAUUAACUUUGGACCUAUAAAACCUUACACAAACUCUACAUGUUUUUAAAAAAUAGAUUCAAAAAUUAUUUGUAAACAUUUUUUUAUCGGCAUAGUAAUAUUACAGCUUACACACCAAUUCUCUCGGUAGACCGCAAGCUAUAGCAGAAACACGAUGGUAGACCGCAUAAUAGAACCCAUUUUUCCAAGUAAUUAUACAUGUGAAUAUAAAGGAAUACACAAAGCUGUUACAGUUUGAUUUAAAUGGAAAAUAGUAACUAUGUAUAAUAAAGAAUGGCGGUACAGAGCCCAAUUUCAGAAAUAUGUUAGUAUGUGGAAAUUACUCUAUAACUAAAUAGAAUAUUUAAAAAAGGAGCCUGUACCGCCAUUAAGAAAGACAAAAAAUACACUUUAUUCAAAUAAACUUUUUUAUCCCGUGCCUAGAUUUUGGGCCACAUUGGAACUACUAUAAAAAUAUAUUUUGUUAUAACAAGAAAUCGAACGUCACUGACUUGGCAACUAUGUGUAUAAAAAUUAUUGUUUUUGAUAGUAUAAACGUCACUGUCAGUGUCGAAUUACCGACGCACUGUUGCCUCACUUUUGAAAGUUCGCAGAAAUUUCGCAAUCUUGGACCGCGUUUGUGGCUACCUGUUGAUCGCUACUGUGUACUCUUAAAUACAUUUUUUGGUUUUCUACUACUUGUAACACACUUUGGUUGCUUUUUCAUCUUUUGUGAGGGACAAUAAAAUGUCUCGCAUCAAUUUUACACUUCUCUCAGAAACAUCAUUAGCAAGUCUAAUAUUUUUUAAAAAGUUCAUGGUUGUGAUAGAAAAAUGUGUUGUUUUUUUAACGAGAAUAAUUUUCAUAGUUAGAUACUCAAGAUAUCUUGAAAAAGACUAAUAAACAUGAAAAGUGAGUAAUUUAUGAUAUUUUAAUCCCCAUAAUCAACGUAUCAUGGCCUGUAAUAUUUUUUUCUGAAUAUACCUAUAUAUAAAAUAACAUUUAAAACUGAGUUUACUUGUUUCAUUACGGACAAGACGAUCGUCAAAAUGCAAAUAGCCGUAUAUUAGCUCCCACUGGCCCAAGCGAAAUUCCGUGGGGUGCGUCCACUGAUCGGCAUUCCGAAUGAUUCAUCGGCACGCAUCGCAAAAGUUGCCUCUCCAAGCAACCCUUCGGCAUUCCCGAUGGUGCGAUCCGUACGAUGCGGGUCAGAGGACGCAGGUACAUAAGUUUUUGUACAAGGCAAACUAAAAUCCGUUGCGUACGAUGCGGGUCUGUGGACGCUUGCCUUUACUGUACAAAUAAUAUCUAUAGUUAUUUAUUCUAAUAAUAUUAUGUCAGUUGUUUUUUAUUACUUGCCGAAAUAUAUUAACAAUAUAUCAUAGUGUAGGUAUAAUCAAUAAAAUAGACUUUAAUAUUUUAAAACUACUGCAAACGCUAAAAUUCAUAAGAAAACUUCCUAAUCUUUAAAUCUAAUAAUAAUCUUAUUUCUAAUAAACGUAAUCUAUAAAAUCUAAAUUCUUUAACUUACAUUUGAGUCCAUGAUUCUUUACCCGUGCGUCAUCAGGGCUGUUCCAACCAACAGUCAAACCAGUGAGAAAUCGACAGCAAACAGUUGGUCAGUGAGAGAACAUAACACAGUCAUCAGUGCUAUCCCCUCUACUCACGCUGGUCGACUAUUCUCUGAUAGUUUAUGACGGGUUUGGCCGCUAGUUGGAACAAACCUAUUAUAUACACCAUCUGGAGAAUAUGCCAACCAAUUGUUAUUAUGAGGAACAAUUAGCCCAAAUGUGCACACUGUUUGUCCCGUUGCUUUGACAAAGCAUUCACGUGCUGCAGCUUCAUACUUCAACCCAUGCUUAACAAAUUUGUUUGUGAAAUGCUUUGGAUUGAAAUACUUUUCAGCUUUGGCGAUCCAAUCUUAACCAGCGUAGGUAUAUAUGCCGUAUAUUCUAGAUAAAGUAAUUCGAUACUUACGCUGUUCAUGCCAUUCUCUUUGAGACAUUUUUGUUGUAGUUGCAACAUGUUCUGUAUCAUUCAUAAAAUGAGAUUGCACAACAAUCCUUAAUCUCAACGGUUAAGCCUUCUAAUUCCAUCAUAAUAACAGAUUGGCUGGCAUUAUUAAGUAAUAUGUUCAGAUGUUGAUUGUUAUUUGGGUAAACUGUUUCUACACUGGUAGUUGGUAAUUCUCUUCUGCCUACCUUACAAUAUACAAAUACGAUUAAUGAUAACAAUGAUGAUAAAUUGCUAAGAAAUUACCGAUUCAAAUGUAAUGCAGAUUUUGGAGCAUGCAAUAAAAGAGUUUCUAAAA
Molecule: messenger RNA, 11185 nt
Organism: Diabrotica virgifera virgifera (western corn rootworm)
Lineage: Eukaryota; Metazoa; Arthropoda; Insecta; Coleoptera; Chrysomelidae
Product: zinc finger protein 227-like
Exons: 2
Coding region: 424-1929 (501 amino acids)
Biological process (GO): regulation of transcription by RNA polymerase II; central nervous system development
Cellular component (GO): nucleus
Molecular function (GO): DNA-binding transcription activator activity, RNA polymerase II-specific; RNA polymerase II cis-regulatory region sequence-specific DNA binding
Source: RefSeq, a predicted model, not a curated record